UCAAGCUCAAUGGGUCAACUUGCUUUUACGCAUCUCACUUCGCCACCUUCCUCCUAAAACUCCCGAAUCCAAAAAAAAAAAAAUGGAGAAAGCAAGAAUUCUCACUCUCUUGCUUUGAAACCGAAAAAAUCGAGAAGAUUGAUUGAAGGCGCGAAGAAACGAAUGUGUUUGGCUUGAUUCAAAGAAGAUUUCGACAUGGCCGGCAAUGAGAUCGACGUUUGGAUACCCAGAAAAAUGAAGGGUGGAGAUGAAAUUCCUUAUUACAGUGAGUUUGGUGUUUAUGGUUUUGGAUUACUGGGCGCUCUGGGCGGUUUCCUCCUAUUUUUUUUUUCCCCGAAACCUAAACUCGACAUCAGCGAAACCUAAACCCAUUCGACCCCCAAAACUGGAAAAAUAGACCGCAGCUUUUGUUCGCUCUCCCCACCAAGCCACCGCGCCUCUGCUCCACACAUCCACCGCAACUCCGCCCCGAGCCACCGCAGCUCCACGCCUCCACCGCGACUCUGCCUCAGACUCCCUCUACAUCGCGCUGCCUUCAGUCUCUAAAGUGAUUUUCAUUGCUGGUAGUCUGGUACGUAUGAUAUGCUGCUGUCCUUUUCCUAUUGAAUGAUGACGAGUGAACUACAAGUUGAGACCUACAAUGCAAAAGCACUCUAGGAAGGCAACAUUCAACUGUUCGAGCAAAGCAAAGAACGAAAAGCAAAAUAUGGCUUCUCUGACCAAUGAAGCAGCCAGUUCUUCAUCUUCUUCUCUCCCACAUUCUUCUACUGAUCACCAAAAUCAUUACACAUACGAGGUGUUUCUGAGUUUUCGAGGCGAGGAUACACGCUUUAAUUUUACAGAUCAUUUGCACACUGCUUUGUGUCAGAAGGGAAUUGAGACCUUUAGAGAUGAUAAGCUUAGCAGAGGAGAGGACAUAUCACAAGAGCUCCUUAAAGCAAUUGAGGAGUCCAGAGUUUCAAUCAUUGUCUUCUCUCAAAACUAUGCUUCCUCAAGGUGGUGCCUAGAUGAACUGGUCAAGAUACUUGAAUGCAGAAAAUCAAGAGGACACGAGGUUAGACCGGUUUUCUACAAGGUGGAUCCCUCAGAUGUCCGACACCAAAGAGGUGCUUUCGGUGAGGCAUUUGCUACGCUUGAUCAAUGCAAAUACAAGGAUAGCAUAGGCAAAUGGAAGGCAACUCUUAAGGAAGCAGCAGAUUUGUCUGGAUGGCCUAUCAAGGAUGGCGAGUAUGAGGGUAAAUUUAUCAGGAAGAUUGUUGGGGAGUUGUCCGCCCGAGUAGUAAACCCUUCAUGUAUGUUGCAAAUUGCUACACAUCCAAUUGGAAUAGAGUCUUGUAGACAAGACGUCAACAGACUUUUACAUGCCAAGGAAAAUAUUGUUUGCAUGGUAGGCAUAUGGGGGCCUGGUGGAAUAGGAAAGACUACCAUCGCGAAAGCUGUGUUUAAUUCAAUUCGCCAUAACUUUGAAGGUAGCUGUUUUUUGGAAGAUGUUAGAUCAAAUGGCCUAGCCCCACUACAGGAGAGACUUUUGUUUGAUAUUUUCAGGGACUCAACUUUGAAGGUGUGCAAUGUUGAUCAAGGAGUCAAUUUUAUAAAGACAUGGAUGCGAAAAAAAAAAGUUCUUGUAGUCCUUGAUGACGUCAGUCAUUCUAGCCAAUUACAGAAUUUAGUUCCAUCCCAUGAUUGUUUUAGCCCCGGCAGUAGAAUUCUCAUAACAACAAGAGAUAAACGUUGGCUAAUUGCUCAUCAAGUUGAUGAAGUAUAUGAGGUCAAGAUGUUAAAUGAUCGUCAAGCUUUGAAUUUGUUUAGUUUGAAUGCAUUCAAAAGAAAUGAUCCUCCAGGCGAUUAUCUGGAACUUGCACAACGUGUUGUACGCUAUGCCCAGGGCCUUCCAUUAGCUUUGAUAGUUUUAGGCUCUCAUCUAUUUCUUAAAAGCAGGGAUGAGUGGGAAGCUACAUUAGAUGGUUGUAAAGGAGAAGAUCCACACAUAGAGAUAAUAAACGUUCUCAAAAUAAGUUAUGAUGCUCUGGGAGUAGAUUUAAAAGGAUAUUUUCUUGAUAUCGCUUGUUUCUUUAAGGGUAAGUAUGUAGACAAUGUGAAACCAAUACUAGAAGCUUGCUACGACCUCAAAUCAUUGAUUGGUAUUGCACAACUCAAACAAAAGGCCUUAAUUAGAAUUGACUAUGAGACUUUCAAGGGUGGUAGGAUUUGGAUGCAUGACUUGAUAGAAGAAAUGGGUAAAGAAAUAGUGCGUCAGGAGGGUGAAUCUAGCGGAAGGAGUAGAUUGUGGAAAUAUGAUGAUGUCGACCAUGUUUUAACAGAUAAUAUGGGAACAAAGAAAAUAAAAGGCAUCGAAGUAGAGGGGCAGCUAGGAAAAACGAUAUGUUUGAAUGCUAAAAGCUUUUCAGAGAUGAAAAAUCUUAGAUACUUUGUCAGCGAUUAUUUUGCACACUAUUCUGGGAAUAUCGAUUAUCUAUCCAAUGAGUUGAGGUGGCUUAAUUGGUCCGGAUGUCCGAUACAAUCAUUUCCUUCAAAUUUUCAUCCAAGGAAACUUGUUGCUCUCCAUAUUCCAUACAGCCGUUUUAUCAGACGACUAUGGGAGGGACUGAAGAAUUUUCCAAUUCUAACAUCUAUGGACUUAAGAUGUUGUAAAUCCCUAACAGAACUCCCGAACUUCACCGGAAUACCCAACUUGAAAGAGCUGAAUUUAUAUGGUUGUGAAAGUCUAGUUGUGGUUCAUCAGUCUGUUGGAUUCCUAGAUAAGCUUGUGACCUUAAGUCUUGAAGGCUGCUAUAAACUUGUUAAGUUGCCAACCGAAAUUAGCUUGAAAUCUCUCAUUGCUAUGGAUCUUAGUGAUUGUCGUAGGCUAGAGGAAUUUCCAAAAAUUAUUGGAAAGAUAGAUUCCUUUAAAAAGUUGAACCUAUCACACACUAGCAUUAAAGAAUUGCAUUCAUCAAUUGGAAAUCUCAUGGGGCUUAAUGAGUUGAAUCUAGCAGAUUGUAAAAAUCUUACAACAAUACCAUGCAGCAUAUAUGAGUUACAAAAUGUAGAGAUCCUAGAUGUGAGUGGAUGCUCAAAUCUCGUUACAUUUCCAACAAAAGCAAGCAUUUCAUAUGAUCAUGACAGUGGUUCAUUAGCGCUUCCCAAGCUCCGUGCACUGAGAAUCAACAGAUGUAAUUUAUCAACUGCUGAUUUCAUUGGGAGUCUUGGUUGCUUUGAAACAUUAACCGAACUUGAUCUCUCAAGUAACAAUUUUGUCAGUGUUCCUGCACUUGGCAAAUUUGUCAACUUGCCAAGGAUUGACUUGUAUUGUUGCAAGAGACUUCGCGAGAUUCCAGAGCUUCCACCAAAUAUACUCAAGGUAAAUGCGAGGGAUUGCGAAUCACUGGAGAGAUUCUUGAUAUUGCCCAAGUCUUUGAAAAUGCUAGAGAUGAACUUGUGGAAUUGCCAUAGAUUUAGUUACAGUCUGUGCUAUGACAUGGUGGAAAAUAUUUUGCUGAAUAAUCAGCACAAUACCCGGUUUGGUCUUGUAUUACCUGAUAGUGAGGUUCCGAAGUGGUUCCAUUGUUCGAAGGAGGUUGCUGCUAAUGAAAAAGGCCCAUCCAGUACAUGUGCAAUUUCUUUUGAAAUCCCUAGCAAAUUGAAUUGGGAGAACAUAGGACUGGCUGUUUGUUCUGUUCUGGAAAGACGUAGUUUUAUGACCCGCGAUGGAGUUGAUAUUUCCAUCAAUGGGGUAUUCAUACAUCGGUGUUCCGAUUUGCCCAGUUGGCGCCGUUCCAAUUGGCUCUAUCCAACGGCAGACCAUAUGUGGCUAACUUAUUUUCCAUUAUCAGAUGAAAUAAAGGGAAAGGUGGAUCAAAAGGGUUGGGUACCCAUAGACUAUUAUGGCAAGUAUCCCAUUGAGCUAACUUAUCAGUGUCAAGUGGAAUUUUACUGCUCCGCUCAAAUCAAAAGCUGUGGGGUUCACCUCAUAUGCCAACCACCGAAAGAAUAUUCAAAUAAGAUUGUAAUGGCGGCCGAACCUGCCCAUGAGAGUGGCAUGCCGAUGGCUUUCCCCUGCGAAUUGAUGAAUUCGAUGAAUUUGGAAGUUAAGGUUGUGGGUGAAGCCAGAUCUACUCAAAUUGAUGAAUUUGGCUUUCAACGAGAACUCCAAAAUGCUGUUUCAGAAUCUUAUAUUACAGAUGAAGCUCGGCUAGUUGAUGGUGCCAGCAUGUCAGAACCACUAGCCCAGCCUCAUUCUGGAGAGGAAGACCAGGAUCGCUCUACAAAAUAUGUAUCUGGGUCAGCUACCGCGACAACCACGUCACAACUACAAACACCAAAUGCAAAGUCGAGAAAACGGAAAUGGAAAAAUGUGCAAGCAUCAGGUCCAUCUUCCCCAUCACCAAGUGUGCUCAACUCAAUAGAGCCCUCAAAUGAAGCAGGUGGGAGUUCAAGUCCCCCCUCCGGAGAAGCUGCAUUUCCUCAAAUUAUGGCCAUGCAGGAUAUGAUGAAUCAGCUAAUGACUGUGCAAAAAGAAUUGCAAAAGCAGAUGACAAUGAUGGUUCCUGUCCUAAUUACAAAUGAAGGCAAACGAUUAGAGUCAGCUCUCAGUCGGAGUACAGAGAAGGCUGUAAAGGCCAAUAAUAUUGCUUUGAGGGCUCUGUCUCAAGAAGAGAAUGCAAAGAAUGAGAAAUUAUUGCGAGACCGUACUCAACAAGUAACUGGUUUGAUUGUGAACAAGGACUUUCCAGCCAUGUUAGAGAAAAUGGUAAAAAAUGAAAUAGCUGCUGUUGGACCAGCUGUUGUUCGUGCGAUCACUCCAGCUACGGAGAAAACAAUACCUUUGGUUAUAUCUGAUUGCUUUCAGAGAGGAGUGGGAGAUAAAGCAGUUAAUCAAUUGGAAAAAUCAGCUAACUCAAAACUUGAAGCUACUGUAUCCAGGCAAAUCGAGGCGCAGUUUCAAACAUCGGGUAAACAAGCUCUUCAGGAUGCUCUCAAGUCUAGCAUGGAAGCUUCAGUGGUACCUGCCUUUGAGAAGUCAUGUAAAGCCAUGUUUGAGCAAGUAGAUGCCACAGUCCAGAAAGUAAUGGUUGAACAUGCAACUGUGGCUCAGCAGCAUUUUGAGUCUGCACAUUCGCCGUUGGCCCAUGCUUUAAGGGAAGCUAUUAGCUCUGCAUCAUCAGUGACUCAAACCCUAAGCGGAGAACUGGCUGAUGGUCAACGCAAGUUAGUAGCUCUUGCAGCUGCACGGGGAAACUCAAGUGCAGUGAUGCGGCAGGCAUGUGCUGACCUUCUUGAGGGAAGAAGGCCUUUGUCUCUAAUGAUGGGGUUGAUGCUUAAGUAGUUAUUGCUUGUUGGAGUUUGCCAAUAUUGUAGAUUCAUGCAAGCAAGUUGUUGCUUGAAAUCAACCGAACACUACCUAGAUUUCUUCACUGGUAGAUUUUACCUAUUUAAAAGUUGGAUGGUUACCAGCAAGCAUACACUGAUAUACCUUAUAGUGGCGAGACUCUUCUGAUGGUCAGAGCAAGCAAGGGAUGUGAUCUAAUGGGGUGGUUGAUCAAGAGUUUGCGGUAGCCAUAGGAAGUGGCAUGAUGCUGGAGCUAUAAGCAUAGAUGGUGCUGGUGUUGUAUGCUGAGGUUAUUUCAGAAUACUAGUGCUUAUUAAGCAGUUAUAGCCUGGCUUUGGCAAAGUAUCUUGCUUCAAGGUGAUGCCGCAGCUAUGUGCUGACCUUCUUGAGGAAGAAGGAAUUGGUUUCAUUGUUUCUAAGGAUGGAAUUGAUACUGUGAGUAGUUACUCCUUGGAGUUUGCCUCUGUUGUAGAUUCAUGCAAGCAAGCAUGAAUUAUUUGCAUCAAUUCAGCAGCACAUAUUCAGUAGCUAGCACCAAUCUGGAUUACCAUUCACAAGGUCUAGUGGCACACGAUCAUAUGUGGUUGUUGAUGUGGUUUCAGUCAUAAGCAAGUGGCAUGAGUCUCUUUACACGCUGCUGCAGAUCAGGCUCUCUCCAACAAGUAUUUCUAUUCAUCAAAACUGAUCAAUGAGUUUUAUUUUAUCAUAAUUUACAAUCAGAAGCCAGUUUAAUGAAGUGAUCACAGAACAGCUCAUUUUCUUAGAAAACAGUUGGAAAUAUUGGACUAUCCUCGAUUUAAAGACAUAAACGUUGAGGUCUCAAGUAUAUAUCACAACUUUUCCAUUAUCUUCAUCGUUGAUUAUCAAUUGAGUCCCACUGUUGUAGGAGAAUAUUGGUGGCAGUCAAGGCUCUGCAAAUCACGGUAUUCCAUAUAAAUUGGUUGAUAUGAUCCAGUAGUAAUAUUUGGCUUCACUUUGUUACUUACAUUUCGAUUAUUGUUAUCAGAUUUGAGCAAAAUCGGGUACAUGCUGAUCUGUCUGAAUUUGAGACGACUGCAAAUGAACCAGAAGUAAAGGUGACAAGCAAACCAAUAGUGAUAUACCCCAACAGUAGUGAGACCUAUGAUGGUCAGAGCAAGCAAUGGGUGUCAUCAAGUAGGCGGGUUGAUUAAGUGUUUGCAGACGUAGUCAUAGAGAAGUGGCGUGAGGCUGGUGCUUCCCUGUUUGGAGGCUGCUGCAGAACAACUCCAAAUACCAUCACGGCAAUAUCUAAGGCUCUUUCUAACAAGCUAGUCUUUUGCAGUUAACGAUGCUCAGUUGAGUUCUGAAAAUGAGAUGUAAAUAUUUGUAAUAUGAUGCAAAGAAUAAGUGCAUGUGUCUUUUCAUUUCCUUGUUUUGAAAUUCAAGUAGCAGCAAACCUAUCACUAUGGUGCUUCUGCUGUAUGGUGGCUGGUGAGUUUGUUUCACAUCCAAUAACACUGCUGUUACCUUGCAAAGUUAAAUCUCACUAACA
This is a messenger RNA of Rosa chinensis, 6842 nucleotides long. Its product is annotated as disease resistance protein RUN1. Gene Ontology annotation, molecular function: ADP binding; protein binding. The transcript has 20 exons. Gene Ontology annotation, biological process: signal transduction; defense response. The record is from RefSeq and is a predicted model, not a curated record. The coding region runs from base 641 to 5326 and encodes 1561 amino acids. NCBI's taxonomy places the organism in Eukaryota, Viridiplantae, Streptophyta, Magnoliopsida, Rosales, Rosaceae.